This is a messenger RNA of Danio rerio (zebrafish), 566 nucleotides long. RefSeq names its product transmembrane protein 141 (gene tmem141). Gene Ontology annotation, cellular component: membrane. NCBI's taxonomy places the organism in Eukaryota, Metazoa, Chordata, Actinopteri, Cypriniformes, Danionidae. The record is from RefSeq and is marked provisional.
AGCGCCAUGGUCAAUAUUGGACUCAGCAAAGUGGAUGAUGCAAUUGUAGCAAAGCACCCGGGCUUGCAGCAGUAUGUUGCCUGUCAGUCUUAUGCCUUUAUGAAAGGCACAGCAAGCUUCAUACUAGGCACAGUGGGUAUAUUUUUUGGACAGAGAGCACUUCAGAAAAUAAUCAAAUAUCCCCUUCAGUGGAACCUUUUUGUAUCUAUUGUUUCUUCCUCUGUAUUCAGCUAUUCGGUAACUCGCUGGGAAACCAUGAAGUGUUCCGAUGUCUGGUUAUUUCUUGAGACAGGAAAUAUUCCUGACAGAAACUCUGACAAGGAAGAACCAGAAACUUCUGCUGAUUCUACAACCACACAACAUGAGGAUGUGCUGGAAUAAAGACCUUUGUGCCAUAGUCUGAGUGGCAGAUAAGAUACUGUUACUUUAAUAAAUCAGGGAGUUGAAUGACAUGAUUUCAGUAAUAAGUUUAGCCUUUCAAAUCAAAUUGUGUGUGUGUCAGUGAAUAAUUCACAUAUAUAGGAUGUAUUAUUACUUAUCUGGGUUGCACAAUAAAAUAUGUUUAU